This is a messenger RNA of Pogona vitticeps (central bearded dragon), 5270 nucleotides long. Lineage: Eukaryota; Metazoa; Chordata; Lepidosauria; Squamata; Agamidae. The record is from RefSeq and is a predicted model, not a curated record.
AUAAUCCCUUGACCCGGCAUGUUGCCCCCUCAUUCGGGCCCCCUUUGGGGCUGCUAGAAUUGCUGCUGCCUGCUGCGCGAAGAAGACCUGGGCGCAUCUCUGGGACUUGCCAUGACAAGUCUGAACGUUAGCCAUGCAGAGAAAACUGGUGACAUGUCUUCAAAGCAGCCGACGCCAAAAGUGCAGGUUCAGCGAUCUGUUUCCCGAGAAACCAUCACCAUUCAUUUCUCAGCGUUUGGGAAGGAGGAAGAGGAGGAGGAAGAAGAGUUCAAAGAGUCUCCCUCUGAGGCACUGGGCGACCAGAGCAUUGUAACUGCACUGGAGGCUAAGGAAGACCUCUGCUUUGAUCUUGGUGACCAUGACUCUUCAGGUUGCACUACCUCUCUUAACAUGGCUGCAUCUCCACUCACCUUGUGUCCCCCAGUCACGCCAACUGCUAAGCCAUCAGAAUCCCAAGUGUAUGGUGUCGUGCCAUUAGCUCCGUUGUUGUCGUCCUCCUCCUCCCCUCAUGUAUGUCAUAGCCCUGCCCCAUCGGGUGGGGCAUUGCCUUCAGAACUGAGAGCCGGUGUAUCGUCUUCUCCACAGCCCUCCCCUUCCAAGUCCUUCAGCUUGUCUGGCACAUCACCCACCGUUACUAGCUCAAAGCCUUUCAUGAGUCUGGUGAAGUCCCUUUCGACAGACAUUGAACCAAAAGAGCCCACUCCGCCCACAAGACACAGACAGUUGAUGAAAUCCCUGGUGAAGUCUCUGUCCACAGAUACUUCCAAACAGGAGCCUGAAACUGUGCCACACAAACCAGCCGAUUCUAAGCUGAACUUGCACCUGUUCAAGCAGUUCACGCAGCCUCGGAGCACAGGUGGCGAUUCCAAAACGGCUCCCUCAUCCCCCUUAACGUCUCCUUCAGACACUCGCUCCUUUUUUAAAGUACCUGAAAUGGAGGCCAAAAUUGAGGACACAAAAAGACGCCUUUCGGAAGUGAUUUAUGAACCUUUCCAGCUCCUCAGCAAAAUAAUGGGUGACGAGAGUAGUAGUAGUAGUAGCCACAGGCCCAAAGCCUUAUCUUCAAGUGCUUCAGAACUGUCUAAUCUUUCCAGCUUGAACGGCCAUUUGGAAAGCAAUAACAACUAUAGCAUUAAAGAGGAAGAAUGUGAUUCUGAAGGGGACUUCUAUGGAAGUGACUCCAGUUUAAACAAGAGCACUAAACUGCCCCAGACCGUUGAAGAGCAUACGAAAGAGGUGGAAAGUAGAAGUUCCCCGUUGUUAAGCACAAAGGACUUCGCCUCAAAGGCAUCCUUGGCACUUGAAAGAUGUUCUCUGUCUGCCUUGGCAAGCAAAGAAGAUGAAGAGUUCUGUGAACUGUACUCUGAGGACUUCUGCUUGAUAGAGGAUGACAAACCUGACAAACCAUUGGAAGACCCUCAGAAAAUGGAGAUGCCUGGGGAAAGCUCUACAACACCUUUCAGCAGCAAAGGUGAAGUUGAACUUCAUGUGCAACAGCCCAGACUUCCAAUGAAGACAUUAUAUGUUCUCACAUUGCUGAUCUAUGCUUACCUUAUACUCCCCCUCCCUAGUUACUUCAGUGGACUCUUCUUGGGAGUUGCCAUUGGAUUUAUGAUAGCUGUCUGUGCAAUUUGGCUUUUUACACCAAGUGCCAGGUACAGUAGGAUCAAUACACAUUGGAACAAGCCGUUGCAUAUAGAACCAUUGGACAUCAGAGAGCCUGAGAUAUUGAAGGGUUGGAUGAAUGAAAUCCAUAACUAUGAUCCGGAAACCUACCAUGCUACAUUGACUCACUCUGUCUAUGUGAGGCUUGAAGGAAGCACCUUGAGACUUUCGAAACCCAAUAAAAAUAUUUCCAGAAGGGCUACUUACAAUGAAGCCAAGCCAGAUGUUACCUAUGUUAGCCAGAAAAUUUAUGACCUUACGGACAGCAAGAUUCAUCUGGUCCCCAAAAGUUUGGCUAGAAAACGAAUCUGGAAUAAAAAGUAUCCUAUUUUCAUUGAGCUUGGGAAACAAGAUGACUUCAUGGCUAAAGCCCAGACUGAUAAAGAGAGCUCAGAAGAGAAGCCUCCUGUUGAAAAAACAGACCCAAGCAAUGAAGAAUCCAAGAAGCUAUCUCAAGACGGGGCAAAAUCCACCAUUCAGAAGGACCAAGUACUGUAUCUCUUUGGAAGGACUGGAAGGGAGAAGGAGGAAUGGUUUAGGAGAUUUGUUCUGGCUUCCAAACUGAAAUCUGAAGGGAAAAAGCCAAUUUCUGUAUGUGGAAAUAAACCAGGAUUCUUGCCAACCCACAGCAGAUCGAAUAGCCAGUCUGGAGGUCUCACGCACAGCCGUAGCAGCAGCAAAGGCAGUGUGGAAGAAAUCCUUUCUCAGCCAAAGUCGAAGGAACUGGCCACCAGCACAAGACAAAAAAUGUUACUGGACUAUAAUGUCUACAUGGCCAAGUGCAUUCCACAAGAACAUGCAAGCCCCAUUGCCAGUCCAGUUCACAGUGCCAACAGCAGCCCUACAGCUAUGAAGAAGUUGCCAGAUGCUCAUGAUGAGGAAGAGGAACAGGAAGCCUGGGUAAAUGCUUUGCUUGGAAGAAUCUUCUGGGAUUUUCUGGGAGAAAAAUACUGGUCUGAUAUGGUCUCCAAGAAGAUACAAAUGAAGCUCAGCAAGAUAAAGUUACCAUACUUCAUGAAUGAGUUAACACUAACUGAGCUUGACAUGGGCAUUGCAGUGCCGAGAAUCCUUCAAGCCUACAAACCUGCUGUUGAUUAUAAAGGGCUUUGGAUUGAUUUGGAAAUAUCUUACAAUGGAUCUUUUCUAAUGACCCUUGAGACCAAAAUGAAUUUGACCAAACUGGGGAAGGAGCCUCUGGGUGAAGCACUGAAAGUCGGAGAAAUUGGCAGAGAAGGUUUCAGGCCACGCGCCUAUUGCCUUGCAGACAGUGAUGAGGAAUCUUCCAGUGCUGGCUCCUCAGAGGAAGAUGAUGCUCCCGAAGCAACAGGAAGUGAAAAGCCUUUAGUGCCAGGAGCGGAAGGGUAUGUGGGAGGGCACCGAACAAGUAAAAUAAUGAGAUUUGUAGAUAAAAUCACCAAGUCGAAAUAUUUCCAGAAAGCAACCGAGACUGAGUUCAUCAAGAAAAAGAUUGAAGAGGUAUCAAAUACUCCACUGUUGCUAACUGUUGAGGUACAAGAAUGUAAAGGAACACUAGCUGUUAACAUUCCUCCACCACCUACUGAUAGGAUAUGGUACGGUUUUCGAAGACCACCUUAUCUGGAGCUAAAAGCUCGCCCAAAGCUUGGUGAGAGGGAAGUGACUUUGGUUCAUGUGACUGAGUGGAUAGAGAAAAAACUGGAGCAAGAAUUCCAGAAAAUUUUUGUCAUGCCAAACAUGGACGAUGUUUAUAUCCCUCUUAUGCACUCAGCCAUGGAUCCCCGCUCCUGUGUGUGCCCUCCGAAAGAGUCUGUCACGGAUGCUACUGAUCAGCCAUGAAAUGUGAAGACUGCAGUUUACAGUAUUAACAGAUAUUAUCAUGGUUGUGUUUUUUAAAAUGAAACUGUCUAGACUUUUUGUCCUUGUGCCAUGUUUCGUUUGGUUUUUUUGAAGAGGAUUGCUUUAAUGCCACUUGUUGCUCCCAGUGUCCAGAUUGUGAUCCUAUCUGUUUGAGUUACAUUCAUUCCAUUUUCUAAACUGGUCUGUAACCUUGCAGCAGCUGCUGUUGGGCUUUCAGCACAGCAAUUAAUUAAUGUGCAAUAUGUUGCUGUAAAAAAUUAGAAAAGUCACAUCCGUGGUAAUUGAUCCAAGAGCUUUGACAUUGAGGGGUUUUUUGUUUGUUUUUUGUGAGCAUGCAGCACUGACAGUGCACACGGGCUUGUCUUCUGCAGUCCCACGAAACUUAUCGUUGGUUUUUAAAAAAAGUGUGCAACUGGAAGACCUCCCCCAUAUACUCCUCUUCUCUUUCUCUCUCAGGCAGUAGGAGGUGUAAAAUGAACUGGUAUGUUCUUUCCACUUCUGCAGUCCGAUAGCUUGUGUCAAGCAAUUCUAAAAGGCUUUCCGGAGUUAAGAAUGUAAAUUAGAUGUACAGGUGAUAAUUGUGAAUCACUUCACAUGGAUUAUACAUAGUAACUUAUAUAUUUUUUUUUCAUACAAAAUUGUACUUCUUUUGGAAGCAAGUAGCCAUAUAACACAUGCAAGCAUACAGAAUUGGUUGACAAGGGACCUGAUGAUUCUUGGGGUUGGGUGGGAAAUUAGGCAAAGCCAUGACAUAAAACCAUCAUAAGCCUUUUUAUUUAGUGAGAUACAAUCACAGUGUCUUGAUUUAACAGUGAAUGUUAAGACAUUAACACAUAUGGAAGUAUCUAAUGCUGUGUUGUACAUGUGUCAGUGCACUAGAAAUGACUGUACAGAUGGAGUCAUUCAGCUUGACUAAAUUUGUCCCACAUUCCUGUUUUCCUUAUUUGCAUACUCUAUUCCUGCAUAAAGUACAAGGAGUCCACCUCUGUGCAACUUUUUAAAGAGGGUCAGAUCUUUACUGUAACUUGUUUGUCAGUGAAGAUACCUGGUAGUCCAUCUUGUUGUGAAAACAAGAAGGGCAUCAAGACUUCAAAGCAUUAUGGCCAACACUCCAGAGUAAUUGCCUUGCUUUACUUUUCUGUAUGGAUGUUGUGACUAAACCAUAAAUCAUAAACAAUUUUGAACACUACAAAAAUGAUCAAAACCAGUAAUGAGUGUUUCUUAAUACUCAGCGUUGCCAAUGUACAUGAAAAGAAUGUUAAAUUAGUUUACAAAGAAGGUGAGCUGUUGAACUCACCAUUUAAAUAGUGUACUAUGCUUUAAGUGGUUUUUAAACAUUUUUGUAUGUUGUAUUUAGUUACUGUGUAUAAAAGUUCUCAUGAUUUGCCAUCGCUAAACAAAGUAAAUUGAAUGAUUUUUAAGCACCUUGCCUGAAACACAUUUAAAGAAAAUUUGCAUUUAAUAUAUUUAAGUACUUAUUAUUUAGACACAUAUUUUUGUUACCUAAACCUCUUGCGUUCAUUCCAUUCUGUGUACUGUUUCCAGCUGUUGUUCUAUGAAAACAUUUUUGCCUCUUCCUGAAGACUGCAUGUCUUGUUCAGUUUUCUUUUUCACUGUGUGCAAUAACAAAUUCUAAAAGCCUAGGUGCACUAAUGUGAAAACAGAUCUCCAGAUUUGACACAAGUGACUUCAUUGCACUUCAUAAUUAGACUAUGUGGGUUAUUACAAUGGGCUUGCUUUGUUCCUAAAAUAAAUUUAUUCCACAUCAA